AACCGUGUGCUUGGCCUGGCGCGUUCGGGCGCGUCUCCACUGCGCCCGGUCUCUCUCUCUCGCUCUCUCUCUCUCUCUCUUUCUAUGUUCCUGGCUUAUUCGACGAGACACCCCCGUCAGCGGGCUCAGUUGCCGAUCGCACCGACGACGACGCGGUACGACGCGGCGCCUUUCAACGCACUUUUACCCGGAGUAUACACCUGACCUUCGAACCUCGAUCGUCUCGAGAAUACAAUACUCGUGGAAAGCAAAUGUUUUGACCGCAUCGAUCGAGAUAUUCGGCGCUCCGCGACGACUCCCUCGUCCAACGAUCUUCGCUCCGAAUCAGCAGACGGACUCGACAACUCGCGAGCCUCCUUCAGGCCGAAUUGACAUAAAAUUGUGCGCGAGUGGCCUCACGAUCGACAGAGCCCACCAAACAGUGCGGUGAUUUCGUGCUUAUCAUCGAAUAUAUAUAUUUCUAUAUAAAGAUCCUUGUGCGCGUGCGACUGUGUGUGUAUGUGACUAUUUUUUUAUGUAUACACGUGACUGAGGAAAGAAUGCUGCUGCUGCUGCUGCUACUGCUGAAGAUAUUCUCGGAGGAGAGAGCACUCCCGGCAGAGACUCCGGGACUGAAAGAGUGAAUGGAAACCCCGGAGCACUGGAAGGGGACCUUUCUCUCUCUCGUACCGGUAACCCGAUCCGUGCGAUCUUUCAGUGAGUUUUUAAAUAAUAGCAGUGGCUCGCAGGCAACGCUCUCUCUGUUUUUUCUCUCUCCCUCUCUCUCUCUCUCUCUCUCUCUCUCUCUCUUCCCGGAUAACCAGACGAAUGGGUCGUCGGUCCUAGCGGAUCGGGGAAACAAAUAUUCCGGGGAAGGUGCGGAGAAAAAACAUCGAAUUCGAGUGAUAAAAGCUCGAGGGAACCGGAGCAUCGAAACUGACAAACGAAUAAUUGCGCAACGAAAUUCGUCCUUUUUGUUUUGAUCGAAGGAGCGAUCGAUCGAGCGACGAAGAAGAAGCCUGAAAGAGGCCUAAUUCCACUUGUUUUUCUUUUGGCCGUCGCUCCCGAGAGCCAACGCGGUUCGUCGAGGAAAGGGAUUUGCGUGAACGCACUCCGCGUACACUGGCGGUUGACGCCCUUCGGUUGCCGUCGCAUCGGAACGAGAACCGCCGACGACGGGGCGAAUUAGCUCCGAGUAUUGGGAGCUCUUUGAUCGAUUUGGGGCAGCGAGGACCUCGUCGCGGUCAUUCCGGAAUUUCAUGGGUUACGGAGGUCUAUGAAAAGACUCGAAUGACUCGAUGAUUAAACGCGGAAACUCGUUCAACGCGUACCGAGAGUUGGCGCAGCCUUCCGAGAAACACGCCGGCCCGUCGGUAGUCGGAUCCGGACUCGUCCUCCGAAUUCUCAGUCCCCGGAGACUCGGCUCUUCCAACUGAUCGACCUGAGCCUCGAAACGAGCCCAACGAUAAAUGCAAAUCAUCAAGGAAUCAGCGAGACCCGGAAAUUGGCUACGCCUCGCAUCACCAGAGUAAAUUAAAGCGAUUCGCUAUCCCCGGCCCGCCGGGAAAGGCGCCGCCUCGAUCACAACUCAUCCGCGAUUCCAUAAAUUUAAUUCAAAAGCGAUGCAACAUUGAGUCAACCACGAUUCAACCAAAGAAGGAGCCCAAGAUGCCGCAGCGGUCGCCGUUCGCGAUCCAGGAGCUUCUGGGCCUAAACGGUACUGGGAAUGGAAACGGCGGCGGCGGAACCGGUGGCGGCGGCAGCGCCGAUCGCGGAUCCCCGCAAAACUCCCCGACCGCCGGAGUCUCCGCGGUUUCUUACGCCCCGACGGCCCCUCAUCACAAACUCUGGGACUACAUGCCCAGCCUGACGAAUCACCUUGGCAAUCUCGGCAACUUGGGCAACCUCGGCAAUCUCACUGCCUCGAGAAUGGCCUACUUGAAUGCUCAGGCUGCCGUCGCAGCCGCUUUCUUGCCUCCCCCGCACCCCCACCCGGCCCACCACGUUCCGCAUCACCAGGUGCAUCAACCUGGACAAAUCACCGGAUCCUCCGCCGUCAAUGUUCACCCUGCUGCCCACGGACAACACGUUCUUCCUGGCACCGCUGUCUCGGCCAGCCAUCAUCAACACAGUCCGAAUCAACACACCACCGCUCACGGAUUCUCACAGUCCAAGAGCUCCUUCCAGAAUUCCAGUCCCGGCGUUGGCCACAGCAUCGAGUCGGGAAAAGACUUCACCGUCGACGGCCUCUCCGGUUUCAGCAAAAAGAAGAAAAAGAAACGUCGUCAUAGCUCCAGGACGAUCUUCACGUCCCAGCAGCUGGAGGCGCUGGAGGCAGCGUUCAAGGACGCUCAUUAUCCGGACGUGUAUGCCCGGGAGAUGUUGAGCCUGAGGACCGAUCUUCCGGAGGACAGGAUACAAGUCUGGUUUCAGAACCGGAGAGCAAAGUGGCGCAAGACAGAAAAAUGUUGGGGCAGAAGUACCAUUAUGGCGGAAUACGGCCUCUACGGUGCGAUGGUCCGGCACUCGCUUCCGCUUCCGGAAACGAUCCUGAAAAGCGCCAAGGAGAACGAGUCGGUGGCGCCCUGGUUGCUCGCGCAAUCGUCUAAGACAAGCAGCUUUAGCCAAGAUUUCGAAACUAAUCAAGAACUGAUUGACUGUGGCCCCAUAGGGAUGCAUCGAAAGUCAAUCGAGGCUGCGGAGCACCUUAAAUCCGGCGGCGAAGACAGCGGCAACGAUCAAGCUGGCAGCUCCGGAAGCCCCCAUCACAAUCACCAUCCCGGGGGUCCUACGAGCUCGGAAAGUGGCCAAGAGAGUCAGGACGGAAUGGGUCCUUCCUCUUCCACAGGUGUGGUGCAGGACACGGAGCAGUUGAGGAACGAGAGCAUCGCCUGUUUGAGGGCGAAAGCUCAGCAGCAUCAGUUACAGUUGAGCUUGCAGCCGGCCGGAGGAGCAGCCGGAAGUACGUCAUAUCCGACGGGAGCUCAGCAGCAGCAGCAGCAGCAACAGCAGCCGAGUAAUUUACACGCGGCGGUUUAAUCCUCGACAGAGCAGUAACGGGAAUGAGAUUCGAUUAUGAAAAUCCGAUAGAGGAUAAGAGAAUCCAAAUCGAAUGAGGCUCGUUCGAAGACGGAGAGCAAAAAAGUGUUUUUUUUUUCCGAGCGAUAUUUUGCUUUGUUUUUCGCUGCGAAAUGUAUUCGGGGAUCGAUGAAUUUUGGUGGGGGGAAGUAACGAGAAACAAAAAGCGAAACAAAUUAUCGUGGGGCGUGAAAAAAAAAGCGAGCCGAGGCUCGCCGAGGGAGGGGGACAAAUGAGGAGACAAACGAAACUAAUGAAUUUUAGUAAUCAACGAAUGAUGAACCAUGGCCUAGAUAAAAUCGAAUAGAUUUUUUUCUUUUUCUCUCUCUCUCUCUCUCUCCCCGCAUAUUCCGGGGAGCCGAGCCUCGCUCGGCACUCCUCCCCCAAAAAGCCGAUUGAUUCGUCGAAUCGCUUGAUUUUAAAAACGAGCGCGAUUUUCGAGCCUAACCUCAACGAGUUUCGUUGUUUUAUUAUAAAUUCUUUAUUCCGCAGCGAAGCAACGAAAGCAGAUCGAAGGAAAAGUCACUCGCGGUAGACGCAGCACGUAAACAGAGAAAGAAUCACGGCGCAAUUUUGCUUCUUGUACACUUUCAACGAUUAUGAGAAUAUUUUUAUUCAAAUAUGCAAACAAACACUUAAUCAUCACAAUAAGGAGAAACGAGCUCCGCGGUGAUGUAUUUUUUGCCUGUUAUGGAACAAUGAGCGCAGCUGUGACUCGAGGGCCACGCCGCGUAACGGUCAAACUCGACGAAGCGCUGCGUUCGAUUCCCCGAAAAAGUGGGAGCGAGAGAGACAGAGACGUAAACACACAAGCGCGAUAAAUCCUCGCAAGUUUGUGAGAGUAAACACGAAAAUGUGGAAAGAGAAGCGCGCAGAAUAGCAACGAAUUAGAGAGAGAGAGGAAAAAAACACAUACAAACGAAACAUCGAAGAUAUUUGAAGGUACCUAAAAACAAAACUAAUAAACGCGACAUCGAAUACGAGAGUGGUGGGGAGGCCGCGAGGGCUCGGAGUUGUGACGAAGAGGGGAGAGAAACAAACGUAACCACGAUUCCCGAUGCCAGUACUUAAUAAAUAAAAGCGAAGCAACGACUGUUUGUAGGAGAGCAAAAGUCGCGACGUAACUGUUGUCAAAUGUGCAAUAUAUCGAUAUAAGUUUUUAGCAGAACAUUAAGUUUAACGAAAAGAUGAAACAACGCGAAUCUGGGACUCGACGAAGUGGGCGCGAGAGAUGCGACGAGAAUGUUGAGGAGGAGGCGGCAGAGGGUCGAGCAGGCGCGAUUGUCAUUGAUCAGCAACGAAUGAAGUUAAGAGGACAAAAUAAUUAAGUAAUUCAACAAAUAAAAGUACGAUUAACAAUUAUACAAAUCCGAGGAGGGGAAUCCAAUGAGAAAACAAGCUUUUCUGCAUCAUCGACAUUCAAUCGUCCGCUGUAUAUAAAUAUUAUAAAUAAACGAUACAAAAUGAAAGCAACAACAACGCGAUACGAAUACGAAAAAAACGAACAAACAAAAUAUAUAUAUUAUAUAUAUAUGAAUAUAUAAAUAUAGAUAAAAUUAUGAAUAUAUGUGGUCUCGAUGCGUCGAAAUGAAAAAUUCGUCAAGAUUUUUUUUUAUCAGUUUUUCUUUAUUCCUUCCUUUCGAAUUCGAAGCUAUGAACUUUGUACAUUGAGGUUAUAUGUGAUGAAAGAAAUACGAGAGGAGCAGAGGGGAGGGUGGGGCGGGGUGAAAAAAGAAUAAAAAUUGUAUCGUCUGACGUGUGAAAAUUUUUGAGGGGGGUGUAGAAAAAAAACGUUGUGAAUUGAGAAAUUAUUUGUGCGAAAUGAGAGGAAAAUUGCGAAGAGAGACAAAAGUGGAUAAAGAAUUUUUUAAAAGUUUUACCAAAAUUCGAGAAUCGACGCGAUUCGUUCGUUUUGACGUAAGAAAAGAGCAGAAAAAUCGGUUCUAUAACUAUAAACGCGUAUUGUAUAUAACGCGAUAUAAUUUUAAAAGAAUGAGAAAGCGAAAGCAGGAUGAUUUGAUUGCAGCGCGACAGGAAUUACCACUCGUUCUGCGCAAUACAUAUUUAAAAGUGAUGAAAAAAAAAAUGAAAAUAAUUGAAAGACAAAAAAAAGGAACAAAGAAACAGGAGAAUAUUGAAAAAUAAACAAUCAAGUACCGCAUUUUAACAGGUGAAUCCACGUUGAUGUCAACGACACUUGUACACCGACACACCCACACACUACGCAUAUAAACACACACACACACGCACACACGAAUUCGCGAAACGGAAAUACAGAUUCGAGAAAAAACUGAGAAAUUGGCAAUUUCGCGUGAGAAUGUUUUAUUUCGCAAUUCGAUUUGCCAAUUUUACUAAACGCAUGCAUAGUAGUCGACUAGUGUACGUAAAAAAAACAAAGAAAAAUAAAGUUUCUGAGAAAAAAAAACAAUAAAAUUCAAUAAAAUUCAACAAUAAAGAAUAUUAUAUUGUCAGUGA
This is a messenger RNA of Venturia canescens, 5532 nucleotides long. It is a transcript of the gene Vsx2, whose product is annotated as Visual system homeobox 2. NCBI's taxonomy places the organism in Eukaryota, Metazoa, Arthropoda, Insecta, Hymenoptera, Ichneumonidae. The transcript is spliced from 7 exons. The coding region runs from base 1648 to 3018 and encodes 456 amino acids. Gene Ontology annotation, molecular function: DNA-binding transcription factor activity, RNA polymerase II-specific; sequence-specific double-stranded DNA binding. Gene Ontology annotation, biological process: regulation of transcription by RNA polymerase II. The record is from RefSeq and is a predicted model, not a curated record. Gene Ontology annotation, cellular component: nucleus.